GGGCCCGCGGGCACUCUGGGUCCAGUCUGAGAGCGCCCAGGGGAUGAAGCAGCAAAGAAUAGCCACAGGAACAAAAGAACUGAAGGUUGUGGAUUCUUUCGGAUUCUACAGCGGAAACAAAGCAUUGGUUUCCGUAUUUGAGCUGAGGAUGUCUCUACACUCUCUGAUGGUGGCUCUAGCCAUGGCCCUGAUCUUCUUGGACCCAUGCCCUGGCAAUGCAGCCCCUCCAGGUGAACCAGAUGAUGAAGGUUUUGACAUGGAGAACUAUGAUCUCAACAGUGAGACAGACUGGGAGAACCUGGACAUCAACAUUUAUGGAGACAGUUAUGAUUAUGAAGACUUGGACCAAGAGAUUGAAGUGGGUACGGUAGCUCCAGACACUCCUCCACCAGCCAACCAACACACAGCUGAAAACCAUGAGGAGGAGGUGACCCUGCCCACCCUGCCUCCAGCUCCUGUCACCCUGGACUUCAAGGGACCAGGUCUCUUUGGUCCUGAAACUGGACUGGGAAUGCCUACCUGCCUGUUGUGUGUAUGUAUUGGAGGGAGUGUGUAUUGUGAUGACACCGGACUGGAUCAGAUCCCACCACUGCCCAAAGACACCACCCAUUUUUAUGGACGCUUCAACAAGAUUCGACAUGUCAAGAACACAGACUUCAUCAACCUCAAUAAGCUCCAGUCUAUUGACCUAACUGGGAACCAGAUCUCAGAGAUGGAUGAGGAUGCGUUUCGCUCUCUGCUGCAGCUCCAUCAGUUAUUGUUGGCUGAUAACAAUCUGCAGGUAAUGCCUGAGCUGCCAGUCACCAUGAGGCACAUUGAUCUACGCAACAACAGGCUGAUCAGCCGGGGGCUGCACACAGAAGUAUUCAAGGAUAUGAGCCAGCUAGAAUUCCUCUAUCUGUCCAAUAAUAACCUAGAUUACAUUCCUACACCACUGCCACUGAGCCUGAGACUGUUACACCUACAGAACAACAGCAUCCAGUCUUUGCAUGAGGACACCUUCUGUAACCUCCAUGAUCGCAACUUCAUUAGACGCAACUUGGAAGACAUUCGUCUGGAUGGCAACCCCCUGAACAUUAACCUGUUUGCUCAGGCCUACAUCUGCCUGCCACGCCUGCCUGUAGGGAGUCACUGACAGCUGCAAGACACCAUCCCCGCGAAUGCCCCCCAAAAAAAAAUGCAAGAAUAAAAAUUGUUGAACAGAAAUAUAUAUAAUAUGGAUGAUGUGUGAUUUGAAGGCCAUACUGAUCCAAAUAUUUUAAAUACCCAAUACUUUAUCUAAACAUUCAAUGCUGGUUUUUAUUCCAAAAAUGUGUAGUAUGUGGGAAGAAACAACACGACUCAAACUGAUAUCUUUAAAGCUGCAUUAAUUGAUGUUUUUUACCACUGGUGGAUAUCAAGACAAGCUUACUACACAUGAUAUACAACAUACAUGUUGGUAAACAGUUGCCUACUGACACAACUAGAGACACAAAACACUAGCACUCAUAUGGAGUCCUGCUUGUGAACUGGUGAACACAUUUGCUACUAAAUACUCACUAUGUAAUAGCUAUGUUACAGCGAAUGAGGUCCAUGAGAGUUGAGUUUAUGGGCCUGCAAACCAAAACUAAGAGCAGAAAGAAACUAGAAAGUUUUGUAAACCUGAGGGGAACUUUCAUUUUGGUGAUAAUUCUCUCUGUGUUCAUUCUUUCAAGUAACCUUUCACAUUAAACAGUCUUUGAUUUGCUGUUAGUAUAAACACACUGAUAAAUGCAACUUCAGUGAUUAUUAUGUUAAUGUGGGAAGAAAGAGAAAUAAGUUUCCCCUUUUCCCCAUGUUUCAGCUUGGUUUUGUUCAUCUCAGCGUUUAUUUACAGGCAUGUGGUGUAGUGUAAUUGUUACAGGAACAUUUCUUAGCUACGUAUACCAUACAUUAUCCUUUAAUUCUUUAAAUAAUAUGUUGGCCUGUUCAGAGAUACCAUCAUGUAGCAGGCCAUUGUUAAAUACAUUUUCUAGAACAUCUUUUAUGGAAGAAUGUAAUUGUACUUUUUUCUGAAAGUUCACAGGUUUUUAAGACAAAACAACAAACAACUGUAUAUGAAUAGGUAGAUGAGUGUAAGAAAAUGCAUUGAAUAUGUAAAAUGACAUAAUACAG
Messenger RNA from Scomber scombrus (Atlantic mackerel), 2133 nucleotides. RefSeq names its product opticin (gene optc). NCBI's taxonomy places the organism in Eukaryota, Metazoa, Chordata, Actinopteri, Scombriformes, Scombridae. The transcript has 7 exons. Gene Ontology annotation, molecular function: protein binding. The record is from RefSeq and is a predicted model, not a curated record. Bases 44 to 1135 code for a protein of 363 amino acids.